UUGCGUCACCGAAACACUGAAUUUUACUCCGGUGGCAACAUACAUGAUGGAUCUCUCAUUUUGGUAGUCAUUGUUGUUCAUCGCUUGUUUUUUCUGGAAUUUAGAAAAAACUUUGGCAUAACGCUGCCACAUAUCUAAAUAGACGUAUCCCUCGAAAAUAAAAAGAGUACCUUUGGUUUGGUGCAUUAAGGAGACUGACGAUCAUUCCUUUAAAAUAUUGUUUCCUCAAAACAGCAAAAAUUGAUUCCCCGGGGAGUGAAGAAAUGAGUUCUUCUGAGGAAGUGUCAUGGAUCUCUUGGUUUUGUGGAUUGAGGGGAAAUGAAUUUUUUUGUGAAGUUGACGAAGAUUACAUUCAAGAUAAAUUUAACCUUACAGGACUAAGUGAACAAGUUCCUCAUUAUCGUCAAGCUCUAGAUAUGAUAUUAGAUUUAGAGCCUGAUGAUGAAUUGGAAGAUAAUCCUAACCAGAGUGAUUUAAUUGAACAAGCAGCUGAAAUGUUAUAUGGCUUAAUACAUGCUCGGUACAUUUUAACCAAUCGUGGAAUUGCACAAAUGAUUGAAAAACACCAAAAUGGAGACUUUAGUGCAUGUCCACGUGUGUAUUGCGAGAAUCAACCAAUGCUUCCAAUAGGCUUAUCUGAUGUACCAGGUGAAUCAAUGGUCAAAUUGUACUGUCCAAAGUGUACUGAUGUCUAUAAUCCCAAAUCAUCUCGCCAUAAUCAAACAGAUGGUGCUUAUUUUGGUACUGGAUUUCCUCAUAUGCUAUAUAUGGUUCAUCCUGAUUAUAGACCAAAGAGGCCAACAAAUCAAUUUGUGCCAAGGCUUUAUGGCUUCAAAAUUCACCCUUUGGCAUAUCAACUACAGCAACAAGCUAGUGCUAACUUCAAGGCUCCUGUUCGAACAAUUCCCUUCAAUAACAACAAACGCUGAUCAGAAUCUCAUGAAUGGAACUGGCAUCUUCAAUUUAUGUUAACAGUUCACACAUUAAAUUUAAUAAAAAUGACUACAUUUCAGUUGAUAGAAAGGAA
Uloborus diversus is the source of this 1027-nucleotide messenger RNA. RefSeq names its product casein kinase II subunit beta (gene CkIIbeta). Gene Ontology annotation, cellular component: protein kinase CK2 complex; cytoplasm. The transcript has 8 exons. The coding region runs from base 264 to 929 and encodes 221 amino acids. Gene Ontology annotation, molecular function: protein kinase regulator activity. NCBI's taxonomy places the organism in Eukaryota, Metazoa, Arthropoda, Arachnida, Araneae, Uloboridae. The record is from RefSeq and is a predicted model, not a curated record.